Molecule: messenger RNA, 1158 nt
Organism: Colletotrichum graminicola M1.001
Lineage: Eukaryota; Fungi; Ascomycota; Sordariomycetes; Glomerellales; Glomerellaceae
Exons: 2
Coding region: 1-1158 (385 amino acids)
Source: RefSeq, a predicted model, not a curated record
AUGGACUCUCUCUUCAUCCCAUCUGUUGAACCGCGGACGGCGGCAAUCGUCGCGACAACCGUCGUCGCCACGCUCUCCUUCUUAUCUCUUGCCCGGCUCGGCCUCUAUCCCAAUUGGGGCACCGCCAUCCCUAACCCUCUCAAGACCAAACUAUCCAAGCUCUCGGGCGACGAGGUUAAAAAGCUUCCUUACCGACCAGACUCCUUCCCGGGUGCACGGGAUGUUGAAACGCCUUACGGCUCCAUUCGGGUCUACGAGUUCGGCCCCAUUACUGGUCCUAAGGUCGUUCUUAUCCACGGGAUCAGCACCUCGUGCAUGACCCUCGGCCGCAUCGCCCACGCCCUUGCUGCCCGGGGCUGCCGCGUCAUGAUGUUUGACCUCUUCGGCCGUGGCUUCUCCGAUGGCGUCGGCGACCUCCCGCACGACGCCCGCCUGUACACCACUCAGGUACUCCUUGCCCUCGCCUCCUCCCCGCUCGCAUGGUCCGGCACCAACUCCGUCCGGGUGAUCGGCUACUCCCUGGGUGGCGCCGUCGCCGCCUCCUUCGCCGCCGCGUUCCCGCAUAUGGUCGAGAGCCUCGUGCUACUGGCACCCGCCGGACUCAUCCGCGUCGAGAACUUUGGCCUCCUCGCCCAGCUAACGUUCCAGUCGGGCCUCGUCCCCGGACGGAUUCUCGCCGCCGUCACGCGCAAGAGGCUGCAGCGGCCGCUGGCGCGCAAGCGUUCCAACGCCGCUGCGGAGGAGGACGACCCGGCGGAAAAGUUGGUCGACGUUGCCGCCGCCGAGGUCUCAGGGCCCGGCGGUGAGGACGUGCAGGUCGAGCGGCGGGCGCGCGAAUAUGUCUCCUGGAUGGUGUCCCACCACGAGGGUUUCGUGCCGGCCUUCAUGUCGUGCAUGCGGUGGGCGCCGCUAACGGGCCAGGACGAGACAUGGCGCGCGCUGGGUAGGCGGGCGAAGGGGACGACGGCUGUGUUCAUUGGCAGGACGGACGAGAUCAUCGACCUCGAGCACUAUGCCAAGGACGGUUUGCCGUUGUUGGGCGGCAAGGAUAACGUAGUGUGGAAGGAGCUCCCUGGCGGUCACGACUUCGUCAUGACCAAGACGGAUUUCAUCAUGCGUGAGCUAGAUGCGCUAUGGGGGCUGGAGACGCAAUCGUGA